AUGCCCAGGAGCGGGCGGAGCCGGCAAGGCGCCGAAGCAGGGGGGCAGUGGCCACAGCAAAGCCAUGGCCGGAACGGGGAGGAGCGCUGGGCAAGGGAAGGUGGCGAAGGGGUGGCCGUGGCGGCAGCAGGGGGCGGCGCCGGAGUGGGGCGAGGGGAGCAGGGGGCGAGGCCACACGCGGGGCGCGGGCAUUCGACCAGGCCGCGGCUGCGGCAGCUUGAGCAGCAGCAACUAAGAGCAGGGAGGCGCGGCCCUAGCGGCAGAGCGGGCGCGGCCAUAGCGGCGGACGCGCGCUGGCCGAUGAGCAGGGGGCUCGCGCGGGCGCGGUGCAGCUGCAGGACAAGUGCGACGCGGCGGAGCAGUGCAGUAGCAGCAGCAGGUCGCGGGCAAGCGUGGCGCGCGGGAGACGGGCGCCUGGGCGCGGCCAUGUGCGGGCAGCAGCAGCGCCGGAGAGGCGAUGGACGGGCGCGCGCGAGGCCACGCGCGUGCGUGCUCGUGCACGGGACGAACCAGCGAGCGCGGUGA
Messenger RNA from Aegilops tauschii subsp. strangulata, 525 nucleotides. Lineage: Eukaryota; Viridiplantae; Streptophyta; Magnoliopsida; Poales; Poaceae. The record is from RefSeq and is a predicted model, not a curated record.